This is a messenger RNA of Neoarthrinium moseri, 1218 nucleotides long. RefSeq lists its product as uncharacterized. NCBI's taxonomy places the organism in Eukaryota, Fungi, Ascomycota, Sordariomycetes, Amphisphaeriales, Apiosporaceae. The coding region runs from base 1 to 1218 and encodes 405 amino acids. The record is from RefSeq and is a predicted model, not a curated record. The transcript has a single exon.
AUGUCGAGCCAUGCGAGUCCAUCUUCCUCUUCUGUUGGCGGCCCAGCCCUAAAAGCCGCCUUUGUUGGGCUUGGAUUGCUGGGGCUGGCAGCGACAUGGGGCCGCAUGCUCUCGGACGGAAGUUUCUCGUUGAUUGAGGAGGUGCUGGGAGGUGAUAACAAGCUUCCCGGGUCGGAUUACGACCUGGUAAGUAGCUUCUGUGGCAUCGGGCCCUUAGACAACCUCGCGCGCACUCUUGUGGUCUUUUUCUGGGAGGCCAUCGAUGGGUCCCAUCCCAAGACUUCGGCAGCGGGUAUCUAUAUGGCCGGCCAGAUGGCUCCCGUCAUCGUGGUCCAGUAUCUGGACGGCCUGAGGAAAGGCAAUGGCUCGUCAACGCUGAAGAUCUCGAUAUGGUGGUUCAUUUUCGCCGCGGCCGCUAUUGGAGCCAGCGGAGCCGUUUGGGGUGUUGUCUCGUUGGUCACAUCUCCUCUACUCUCGUCCUCCAUCGCGCUGGGAGCGCUACAGGAAGCCUCGCUGCCGUACUCUCCGCGGGCCGCCGCUCUAUUGCUCCCCGCGACGUACGUCAACUUCAUAGGCAGCAUGAUCAUCAUGUCACUUCCGGUUCCCUCGAUGGUAUCCAGUAACUUCCGGCAGUGGGCUAUCAUUAUAUGGAACCUGUUCCCUAUUGGGAUCUCUGCAUUCGUCCACUUGGGAGAGCCCUUAUGGAGCGCCCUGCUCCCUGCUGCUUCCUCCCGCGAUUCUGGGCAUACGGCUCACUUGCGGGUGGUCAGAUAUCUGUCUACUAGCGCAAUGGCCCUCGGUUUCGCUGUGCAUGUGGGCGUGGCAGCUGUCUCUCUCUCAGCUGCCCUAUUUCCUGCUGUCUUUGCUCCGGGGUACGCUGAACUACUGCACCCGCUGUCAGUGGCCGUGCCGCCUAUCGCCGUGGAAAAGGCGCAAUCGCCGGGUGAUGGUAUCUGGAGCUUCGUCGUGUGGGAUCAAGUCUUCGGCUUUUCGUUCGUGAUGCUCUUAUUCUUGGCGCAGCUCCAGAACGCCAUGCGUUUUUCCGAUCGCUUCGGGUCGUUUAGCUGGGCUAAGUCUUGUGUUCUUGGCUUUCUAUCUUCUUUCCUCAUCGGCCCGGGGGUCACUAUCGUAGCGAUCAGCUGGUUGCGCGAUGAAGUUUUAUAUGGUGCGGAUAAGAAGGAGACGCGCAAUGGCAAAGCCAUUGGAAGGAGAAACUAA